AUGCCCGACGGCACCAUGCCCGCCAAGUCUCAGGAGAACAACGAUUCCUUCUCCACUUUCUUCAGCGAGACCUCGUCCGGCCGCUACGUCCCCCGCGCUGUCUUCGUCGAUCUCGAGCCGUCCGUCAUCGACCAGACCCGUACCGGUGCCUACCGCCAGCUCUACCACCCCGAGCAGCUGAUCACCGGCAAGGAGGACGCCGCCAACAACUACGCCCGUGGUCACUACACCGCCGGUAAGGAGAUCCUCGAGAACGUCGUCGAUCGCAUCCGCCGCCUCGCGGACCACUGCUCCGGCCUGCAGGGCUUCCUCAUUUUCCACUCCUUCGGUGGUGGUACCGGCUCCGGCUUCACCUCCCUCCUGCUGGAGCGCCUGUCGGCCGAGUACAGCAAGAAGUCCAAGCUCGAGUUCGCGGUCUACCCCUCGCCGGCCGUCUCCUCCUCCGUGGUCGAGCCCUACAACUCCAUCCUCACCACUCACACCUCCAUGGAGCACGCCGAUGUCACCUUCCUCGUUGACAACGAGGCCAUCUACGACCUGUGCCGCCGCAACCUCGACGUCGAGAGCCCCUCCUACGUCAACCUCAACCGCCUGAUCAGCCAGGUGGUCUCCUCCAUCACGGCCUCCCUGCGCUUCGAUGGCGCCCUCAACGUCGACCUCACCGAGUUCCAGACCAACCUGGUUCCCUUCCCCCGCAUCCACUUCCCCCUGGUCAACUACUCGCCGAUCAUCUCCCCGCCGAAGGCCAUCCACGAGAAGAUGUCCGUCGCCGAGAUCUCCUACGCCUGCUUCGAGCCCCACAGCCAGAUGGUCAAGUGCGACCCGCGCCGUGGCAAGUACAUGGCCUGCUGCAUGCUCUACCGCGGUGACGUCGUCCCGAAGGACGUCAACACCGCCAUCGCCAACAUCAAGUCCCGCAGCACCGUCCAGUUCGUCGACUGGUCCCCCACCGGCUUCAAGGUCGGCCUCAACUACCAGCCCCCGACCGUGGUCCCCGGCGGCGACCUGGCCCGCGUCCCGCGCUCCCUGUGCCUGCUGUCCAACACCACCGCCAUCGCCGAGGCCUGGCAGCGCCUCAACGACAAGUUCGAUCUCCUCUACGCCAAGCGCGCCUUCGUCCACUGGUACGUCGGCGAGGGUAUGGAGGAGGGCGAGUUCGCCGAGGCCCGCGAGGACCUGGCCGCUCUCGAGCGCGACUACGAGGAGGUUGCCAACGAUUCGGCCUCCACCGGCGACCAGGAGAUGGAGUUCUAA
This is a messenger RNA of Fonticula alba, 1254 nucleotides long. RefSeq names its product tubulin alpha-1C chain. Gene Ontology annotation, cellular component: microtubule; cytoplasm. Gene Ontology annotation, biological process: mitotic cell cycle; microtubule cytoskeleton organization. Bases 1 to 1254 code for a protein of 417 amino acids. The transcript has 3 exons. NCBI's taxonomy places the organism in Eukaryota, Rotosphaerida, Fonticulaceae. Gene Ontology annotation, molecular function: structural constituent of cytoskeleton; GTP binding. The record is from RefSeq and is a predicted model, not a curated record.